Messenger RNA from Suillus bovinus, 1640 nucleotides. RefSeq lists its product as uncharacterized. NCBI's taxonomy places the organism in Eukaryota, Fungi, Basidiomycota, Agaricomycetes, Boletales, Suillaceae. The coding region runs from base 298 to 1341 and encodes 347 amino acids. The record is from RefSeq and is a predicted model, not a curated record. The transcript is spliced from 17 exons.
GAGUGUGUGUGUCAUAAUUCGGAUGGCCAAUGUCCAAAAGUUCUGUCUCUGCAGCUUUUCUUAGCGUACACGCUGGCGAUCAUGUCGGAUAAAACAAUAUCCCUGAUAAGUUUGUUUAUUAAGUUAUUUCAUUCUGCACCCUCCCUAAGUGUUCCAGCGGAUGUCCGUGGCCAUGGUGAGCUGCCAGCACCAGCCUGAGAGCCAUCACAUUACAAAUGGCAAAGUGUUACUCGCCUCAUACGCUCGGAAUAUAUACAGUUGCUAUCGGUUUUGAUUCAACCGACAAUACUCGUAUGAAUGUCCUCCUCAAUACAAAUCCCACCACAACAAGUCCGUGUUGACCUCACAGACACUUAUGGAGCACUUUUCAUUGGGUCUAUCCUUGCAGCAAUGCUCUUUGGUCUAACCACCGUUCAAGCUUUCAUCUACUUCCGAACACAUGCUGGUAGAUGGACCAAAUUUUAUAGGCUCGUCGUCUUGUUUCUUUGGACACUCGAUGCUGUGCAAGUGGCAGCAACCGUCCAUUGCGUCUAUUAUUAUUUAGUGACCAACUUCUCGAAUAUCUUUGCACUCGCGACAGCUAUAUGGAGUUUUAAACUUCAGACAGUAUUCAACAUUCUUACCGUAUAUGUGAUCCAUAUGCUAUAUUCUCAUCGCAUUUGGAUAGUUGGGAGGGAUCGGUCAAGAAUUUUCCGUAUAAUACCGGGCAUAGUCAUCCUUUCAAGUUCAGGUAUUGCCAUCGCCUUGAUUUAUGUGGUGUAUGGUCAAGUUUCGUCUGGAAUGUUUUUGGACCGGUGGACCGUGUUCCUGGCUUUGAGCGUAGCUACUUUCCUCGAUAUACUCGUUACAUCCUCGUUAUGGUAUCUCUUCGCUAGUUCCCGCACUGGGUUCUCCAGCACGGAUGGCUUUAUCACAAGGCUCAUCUGUUGCACAAUCAAUAGUGGUUGCCUGACAAGUAUAUGCGCAUUGGCAUCUAUCCUUACGUGCGCAGUGAUGCCAUACAACUUCAUUUUCCUCAGCAUUCAAUUUGUACUGGCUAAACUCUACGUCAACUCGUACAUUGCACUUUUGAACACGGGAUGCUACACACAAUCUACUAGUAACAUGGGCGCCAUCAAUUCCUUCGAACUUCGCCGUGAGCACAAGAGAGAUUCUUUUAAUGCCAAUGCUGCCAAUACUAUGCCACACGAUAUGUCGCAGGAGAAAUUCCCAUCAUUUAGGAAUAGCCUGCUCGCGCAUCCCGAUGUCGAAGUGAUACCUCCUACUCGACCCUCAAUGGUUGCCAAGUCACAACGGUCGAUUUUGGUAACGGUGCAGCAGGAGUCUUUCGUAGAUCUUUAAAGUUUAAACUAAUUAUCCGUCCAUCUGGUCAUGAGGCAGAAUCCUAAAUGGUCUUCCAGUUUGCUGUGUACUUUACAAAAUUAUCAGUCCAUUUAAAUCGAGUCCUGAUUAUGAUGGUCACGGUGACACGGUGCGCUUGAGUGGACCUCGUGGGUCGUGUACGUCAUUCCAAAUACUGCCUUGGCAACAAAGAGUUCUUCUGGAUUGCGCAUCGCACACACCCUCAAACUAUCAAAAAAAAAAUUGAAUAGCGUCUAUGCAAGUCUUGCCCCACCGGUCCGGGGCAAGAUUGCAUUUGC